Molecule: messenger RNA, 3056 nt
Organism: Bactrocera neohumeralis
Lineage: Eukaryota; Metazoa; Arthropoda; Insecta; Diptera; Tephritidae
Gene: Paip1
Product: polyadenylate-binding protein-interacting protein 1
Exons: 3
Coding region: 538-2061 (507 amino acids)
Biological process (GO): regulation of translational initiation
Molecular function (GO): RNA binding; protein binding; translation activator activity
Source: RefSeq, a predicted model, not a curated record
GUUUUGUCAGAUUUCUGUUUUUCCUUGCGAACAAUCGUGGAUAAUUAAAUGAAUAGUGCGUUGCAACAUUAAACAUUUGACAUUUCUUUGCAUAAUUUAAAGGAAAACUAAAACAUUUCAGAGGGUAAAUUGUGAAAAAUACGUUUGUCAUGUGUGAUGUGUUAAAUUUGACAACGAAAGCUGUACACAAGGCAUAAAGAAAGGUGAAAAAUGUAAAGCAACAAGAUAGAUUAAAAAGUUAAGAAAAACGAAGUCGAAAACAGAAAACGAGUUCACCCGUCUGACCGCCAGCGUGUCUAUUGACCAUCAUUUAAAGCAGAGAGAAAAGUUAACGAACAGCCAUGAGUACAAUACUGCAAUAAAAUACAGAAUUGGAGGAAGUUAAAUAACAUUUUCGAAAGUUAUAUGAAUAGGAGUUUUCAGAAUUUUUACAACGAAUCGAAUCCCAAACCCUAAGUUAUAUACUUCUGCCAAAACGAAACGCAAAACAUAAAACCGAUACAACUAAUAACAAAAGCUUCAACGCAACAAGACAUUAUGGAUAUAACACCGGGUCGUGCCCCAUUUACUGAAGAUGAGGAUUAUACACCCUUACGGAAGCCUAAGUCCGCAACAAAUACGCCUACACACGGCGCUUCGUCAUUAAAUGCAAAUAACGCGAACGCGUAUGCACGCACGGUAUCGCCAUCCAAGCUAUCACCAUAUGCUAAAGAAUUUGUGCCACGUUUCGGUGGUAGCGGUAGUAAUUCUGCAGCUGGCGCUCAGGAGCGUUUAGAACGACAUCAGCAACAGUACAAUCAGCAAACCUAUCAACAAUACCAUCAACAAUCGACGCGUCCACAACGUUACUCCAAUGGUUAUCAACAAAAUAAUCAUCACAAUCAUAAUCAACAGCAAUACGGUCACCAAAUCACCUCAUUGACGGCAUCCGUACAGGAACGCUUAAAAAUCGGCAACGCCUCCGGUAGUAGUGGGAACAAGAAUACUGCCAAUAAUUAUUAUAGCCAAAAUCAGUCACAUCAACAUCCUAGGCAUAAUAAGCAUCAUAAUCAACAUCACGGUGGACAAGGACGCUACCAACGUCACAAUCAUUCGGGCGCUACAAAUUCAAAUGCUGGCAAUGGUACCACCAGCUCAGAUGUAGAAACAAUUGCACUUGACUACUUGAGAACCGUGAUUCAAUGUCUAAAUCAAAAUCCCGGACAAUUUGACACAACUGCUACAAGGUUUCUUACCAUAUUUGAGGGUAUGGAGAAUAACCAAUAUGUACUGUCGAAUGCAAUGGAAGAUAUCUUCAAUGAAUCCAUACAGAAUCCCAACUUCCGUUACAUGGGCGCUAAGCUCUACAAUCUUUUGCAUAUGCUCAACUUAAAGAAAGACUCACUUUUUCACACCUUGCUCAAAUGCAAGCUGGACUAUCACCAGCAAGAGGUUAUGCAAUAUAUGAAGACAAAUCAGCAACAAAAAGUGCGUGAAACGGCUCUCUUCCUCGCUGAAUUAUAUAUGCAGUUGCGCGGUGACGACACACGCAUACACCUAAUUGCCGAAAAUAUAGUGUACUCACUUAAACAGCUACUAUCGAAGGAGUCUUCCGACAAUAUACGUUGCAUUUGUUUAACACUGAAAUUGGCCGGCUAUGAUUUGACUGCAGACUGUCCAAAUGAAAUGCGUGAAAUUAUCGAGAUUUUACAAGCUGUCAAUCAGCGAUCACAGGGUAAAUAUCCGUUAGCAGCUAAUGUAAUAGCAUUGCAAAAGAAUAAUUGGGGACGCAAACUGAAUUCACCAACCGCCGAGGUGGAAGCUGCAGCAGCAGCGGCGUCAAAAGCACCAGAACCAUUGCGCAUGAGCGACGAACCUAUAUUCUAUGGGCCAGAUGGACGUGAAUUGACGGCGGAAGAGACCGACUUCUUGUCUGAUGGAGCAGCGGCUGUGCCGGGUAGUGGUUCCACUGAUGAAGACGGCGAGGGUGGCGAUCUCGAUAUCGAUCUUGAUCCCGAAAUGGAUGAAGAGACCGAAAAGGCUUACAAAGAGUUUUGCAAGCAAAAUAACGCUAGUACAUAGGUAACAGCAAUACAGUGCAGUAAUUUAGUAAUGUGUAGUUGGCGGAAACAACUUGAAUAUUUUCCAAAACCGCAACAAAACAAUUCCGCCAUAUACAAGUUUCUUCACAUUCUUACCGAGUAAAAAAACAAAAAUUUGUACACAGUUAUACAUAUACAUACAUACAUAUAUGAGCAUAGUGCCCUGCCAAUGUAUUAUUAAGUGUCUAGCAAAUUUCCAGGCAUAUUAUCUCUAAAGUUAAUGCUGUGAGUUUCUGGGCUUGAUCGAAUAUAUAUAUUUUCGGGGUGUGCUUUACUUUUAGGCUGAAAUUACAGUUGUCGCAUGUGAUGUUAAUGAAAAAAAAAACAAAAGCAAAAACAAAAACGUUAAUAAAACUAUAACAAAAUGUAAUACUAAUUUAGAAUUAAAGAAAACAAAAAUGGUAUGAACGAGUUGAUUUGAAGCCUACAGAUAAUAGAGUAUAUAGUGGAGAAUCACCUAUGCUUUUUUGCAAAGUUAUUCAAAUGCGAUCUUUGAUGUGAUAUUAAAUGCAUAUGUUUAGUGUUCUUUUUGGCGAUUUUUGUAUGCAUGCAUUGAUUCUCAUAAUAUUUUAGUUGUUAUUGUUUUAGACAUAACCUCAAACACUUAACACUUCUAGGAAGUAAAUUCCCUACAAGUGCAUUAGGUAACAGUAAAUUGUCGAAAUCAUUACACUCCACAUCAAAUUAAAAAUAUAUUUUUUUAUAGCUAGAAAUAUGUUUGUAGAUUUUUCGAAUUUUGAAAUUGAAAUUUUCUCUUUAUAAACGACUAAAUUGUAAAAAGUUUUUUUUUUCUGUUUUAUUUUAAUUUAUUAUAUUAAAUUCUCUUGAAAAAGGACAAUGAAAACGAAACUGCACUUACUAUAACUCGAAAUUUCCAGUCGUCUGACGCAUGGUUGGCGCAAUACUAACUGUAAUUUCAGCGUUUAUUAGUCUUUUCAAACGGGAAAACCAAAAAAAAAAAAACAAAUCAACAAA